AUGCCCCGUCAGACGCCCUUCGUUUCUGGUACCACCGAGACAGAGCAGCCACGUUCGAGGCAGCAGAUGCUGCCACCUGGGCGCCUGGAGCUGGCGCUGACGUGGCAGCGCCCACCCACCCCUCCCCUCUCUCCUGCUCCCAUCAACCCCCCCUUGCCAUGCCAGCACAUCACGCUGUGCCUUGAGGGAGUGGAUUGCCAUCCAAGUGUGGCUCAACAAGCACUACCUCCCUCUCACCCAUGGCCCUCACACGUGCCCCUCCUCGCUCUCCAUGCUGCCAUGCAUCCCUUGCCAGGCCAGCACAUCACGCUGUGCUUUGAGGGAGUUGACUCCGCCAUCCACGUGUGGCUCAACGGCCAGCACAUCACGCUGUGCUUUGAGGGAGUGGAUUCCGCCAUCCACGUGUGGCUGAACGGUCACUACGUGGGGUACAGCCAGGACAGCCGCCUCCCUGCCGAGUUCAACGUCACACCUUAUUGUAUCACGCGUGGGAAGGAAAAGGGCGAAGAAGGCACUUCCGAGGGGAACAAUCGGGAGGGGAAAACUCGUGAAGCAGAGGAGAAAGUGCGGGUGCGAGGGGUGGUGGAGAGAGCAGGGGAUGGGGAGGAGGGGGAUGGGGAUGGGGAUAGGGAGGGGGAGGGGGAAGCGGAAGGGGAGAAUGUGUUGGCGGUGAUGGUGGUGCGGUGGAGCGAUGGGUCGUAUCUGGAGGACCAGGACCACUGGUGGCUGUCUGGCAUGCACCGCGACGUCACUCUGCUGUGCCGCCCACAGGUGCAUAUAGCGGAUUUGGAGGUGAAGACUGAAGUGUCUGACGACAUGCAGUCUGCAACGGUCAAGCUAGAGGUUCUGCUGGAGGGCUGGCCCCGCUGCGACAUCCAAUCUCUUCUCGACAGCUACGAUUUAGAAGCGCUGAGGCUCCCUGAAGCGGCGGUUUUCCAGGCUGUAGGGCUGGGGGCGGGUGAUAAGAGAGGGGAAGGGGGAAAUGGGGGAGGGGAAGGCGUGGGAGUGGGAGGAGGAGGGGGAGAGGGGAGUGGAGGAUGGAAGGAUGAUAAGGUGGUGGUGAUUGGGAACACGAUGCGAGUGCGGAUGGAGGCCAAGGUGGAUAAGGACAAACUUGUGUUGUGGUCUCCUGAUCUGCCACACCUGUUCACGCUGGUGGUGACUCUGGCAGAUGCCUCAGGGCGGGCACAGCAGGUGGAAGCAGCGAGGGUGGAGGUGAGGCGGGUGGAGCCACACCUGUACACGCUGGUGGUGACGCUGGCAGAUGCGUCAGGGCGGCCACAGCAGCCACAUCUCUACACGCUGGUGGUGACGCUGGCAGAUGCAUCGGGGCGGCCACAGCAGGUGGAGGCGGCGAGGGUGGGGGUGAGACGGGGGGAGCAACACCUGUACACGCUGGUGGUGACGCUGGCAGAUGCGUCAGGGCGGCCACAGCAGGUGGAGGCGGGGAGGGUGGGGGUGAGACGGGUGGAGGAACACCUGUACGCGCUGGUGGUGACGCUGGUAGAUGCAUCAGGGCGGCCACAGCAGGUGGAGGCGGCGAGGGUGGGGGUGAGACGGGUGGAGCAACACCUGUACGCGCUGGUGGUGACGCUGGUAGAUGCGUCAGGGCGGCCACAGCAGGUGGAGGCGGCGAGGGUGGGGGUGAGACGGGUGGAGCAACACCUGUACGCGCUGGUGGUGACGCUGGUAGAUGCGUCAGGGCGGCCACAGCAGGUGGAAGCAGCGAGGACUCCCUGGUCCCUGAACUCUCAAACCUCCCACAAACAACCCCCUUCCCCUCCCGCACCCCAGCCACACCUGUACACGCUGGUGGUGACGCUGGCAGAUGCAUCAGGGCGGCCACAGCAGCCACACCUGUACACGCUGGUGGUGACACUGGCAGAUGCGUCGGGGCGGCCACAGCAGGUGGAGGCGGCGAGGGUGGGGGUGAGGCGGGUGGAGGUGCGGGGGAGAGAGCUGCUGGUGAACGGGAAGGCAGUUGAGGUGCAAGGGGUGAACCGGCACGAGCACCAUCCACAGACCGGGAAGGUCAACAUCGAAGAGUGCAUGGUCAAAGUAAGUCAACGCUGGUCAAGGGCUGGUAACGCAGGUGGUGAGUCAACGCUAGUCAAUGCUGGUCAAGGUGUGAAUGGGAGGGCUGUGGAGGUGAAAGGGGUGAACCGGCACGAGCACCAUCCACAGACUGGGAAGGUCAACAUCGAAGAAUGCAUGGUCAAGGUGAGUCAACGCUGGUCAACGCUGGUCAAGGAUGUGGUGGAGAUGAAACGACACAACGUGAACGCUGUGAGAUGCAGCCACUACCCCAACCACUCCCGCUGGUACGAGCUGACAGUUCUCUUUGGUCUUCUUGUGAUCGACGAGGCGAACAUCGAGACGCACGGGUUCGAUCCAAACAACCACCUCUCAACAGGAAGGGGCGUCUCUCUCCCUUCCCUUUCAUCCCUUCCCUUUCAUCCGUCCUCUCCGUUGCUUCCUCUCAUCUGUCUCCUUCCUCCUCCUCCUCCCCUCAGGUACGAGGUGACGGACCUGUACGAGUUGACUGAUCUCUUCGGCCUUCUAGUAAUCGACGAGGCCAACAUCGAGACGCACGGGUUCGAUCCAGACAACCACCUCAACAGGAAGGGUCAACAGCCGGCCGAGGACCCCGAGUGGGCGGCAGCAGCAGAAAACAUGGAUUUCAACUCAACCCUUGUGCCCAGGCUCAUUCCUUCUCUCUUCCCUCCGUACGAGCUGACGGAUCUCUUUGGUCUCCUGGUAGUAGAUGAAGCAAAUAUCGAGACGCACGGCUUCGAUCCAGACAAUCAUCUCAACAGGAAGGGGCGGCAGCCGGCCGAGGACCCCGAGUGGGCGGCAGCAAUGGGCGCGCGGGUGAUGCGCAUGUGCGAGCGCGACAAGAACCAUGCGAGCGUGGUGGUGUGGUCGCUGGGGAACGAGGCGGGUUAUGGGGCAACGCACGAUGCCAUGGCAGGUGGGACCGUGGCGAUGGGCGCGCGGGUGGUGCGCAUGUGCGAGCGUGACAAGAGCCAUGCGAGCGUGGUGGUGUGGUCGCUGGGGAACGAGGCGGGGUAUGGGGUCACGCAUGAUGCCAUGGCAGCAUGGUUGCGACACAGGGACCCGUCUCGUCCCAUACACUACGAGGGGGGCGGCUCGCGCACCACUGCCACUGACAUCGUUUGCCCCAUGUACAUGCGCGUGCCUGACAUCAAGGCCAUUGCUCAAGACCCCACCGAGACCCGCCCUCUCAUCCUCUGCGAGUACGCCCACGCCAUGGGCAACAGCAGUGGCAACCUGGAUGCGUAUUGGGACGCCAUUGAGUCGACCCACGGGCUGCAGGGAGGCUUCAUCUGGGACUGGGUGGAUCAGGUAUGCACCCUCUCAUAUGACUUUGGGGACACACCCAACGACCUUAACUUCUGCAUUAACGGGCUCAUGUGGCCCGAUAGGACUCCCCACCCUGCCAUGCGCGAGCUGGCCCACGUGUAUCGCUACUUUGGCUUUAAGUGGACGGAGCAGGGUGACGUUGAGAUCAACGGUUCAGAUGUGCUUCUGCCCCCGUCCCUCGCUGCCCCCUGCCUCGCCCUGUGGCGGGCACCCACGGACAACGACAAGGGAGGUGGCGCCGCCAGCUAUGCUGCCCGAUGGAAGGCUGCCGGGCUCAGCACCCUCGCUGCUGCUGACGCUGGGGGGGUGAUUUCCCUAGGGGGAGAUGCUACAGUGGUUUCUGUAGAAGGAGGGAAAGGAGUCGGAGAGGAGGGAGAGAAGGGGGGAGUGGAGAAGGACGAAGAGGGGAGUGGUGAAGAGGGAAAGGGCACGGAGGGGCAGAAGGGAGAGGGUGAUGAUGAACCCUUGAAAGUUUCGAUUGGAAAGGAUGGGGCGGUUUCCGUGGUUGUAGAGGCAGCUUAUCGACCCCGGGCAGAUGAAAUUUCUGAGGAGGGAGUUGUGGAAGCGGGUGCUGCCCCAACCAAUCUGGUCGAGGCUUAUGGAGGGGUGGAAGUUGAAGCAUCAGCGAGCGGCGGGCAGGCAAAGAAACUUUCUGACGUGGACUGCUGGGUCCGGCUCAAGUCAGAAUGGCAGAUCCAUGGCAGCGGGCAGGUUGUUGUGAAAUUUUGGGUGGACCCAAGCCCUGCCCUGCCGCCCCUACCGCGCGUCGGAAUGCGGUUCCGGGCAGCAAAAAAACUCUCCAACGCGGUCUGGUCCGGGCGGGGCCCGCAUGAAUGUUAUCCUGACCGGAAGCAGUCUGCACACGUGGCGCUUCACUAUUUGCCGGUGAAUUCCCUCCACGUGCCGUACAUUGCUCCUGGGGAGAAUGGCGCGAGAGUGGACACGCGUUGGUUCACACUCUUUACAAGCACACAGGAGAGGGAACAACAGGGAUCAGUGGAAAACCCACAGGGAGGUGCAGAAGGCGGCGGUUCACAGCCAGAAGCAGAGGGGGGAGCACAGGUGGAAGCGCAAGGGGAGGAAAGAAAGGAGGCGGAUGGGGGGAAGGGGAGGGAGGUAUUCCAGAAAGUUCCUUACUUAGGGCUUGUUAUAGAGCCAGUGGAGAUAGGAGGAGGGGAGGGACGUGGGGGAGGGAGCGAGGAGGGCAGGGAGGGAGGGAGGGCAGUGGUGCAUUUCAGUGCAAGUGGGUACUCGGCAGAGGAGCUGCAUCGAGCACAGCAUGAGGAGGAACUGAUUGAAGACGAGGAGUAUAACCAUGUGCAUCUGGAUCAUGCCAUCAUGGGGGUGGGCGGCGACGACAGCUGGACCCCAUCAGUGCACAAGGAGUUUCUGCUGCCGCCCCGCCCGUACGCAUUCGGGGUGGCGUUCCGGCCCCUCAUGGGCCAGCGGGAGUGA
Messenger RNA from Closterium sp. NIES-65, 4839 nucleotides. NCBI's taxonomy places the organism in Eukaryota, Viridiplantae, Streptophyta, Zygnematophyceae, Desmidiales, Closteriaceae. The record is from the annotation of a GenBank genome assembly.